AUGCAUCCACUAUUGCUUUCGCUAUUUCUUCCUUCCGCUCUUGCAGCCUUAGUUCCAUCGCCUGGUGAUACCGCCAUCAUCCCGGGAUGGCACCUCCAGUCAUCGCUCCAAGUGACAGCCAGUCUCAGCAAGCUCUCCCAGCCCAACGCCGACACCUCCUCAUGGCACCGAGUCGGCUCACGAGGAACCGUCAUGGCCGGGCUACUCCAAAACAGCAUCUACAACGAGACUGACCUCUUCUACGGCGACCGUCUCAACUCCAUCGAUCCCUCCCGCUUCCAAUCCCCCUGGAUCUACCGUUCAGAAGUGACCCUCCACCCCCCGCCCCGCGGCGAACACAUCCUUCUCGUCACGCACGGUGUCACAUCACGAGCGGACCUCUUCCUCAACGGCGCACAGAUCGCCUCGAGCGCAUCCCAACAAGGGUGUUACGGCGGUCAUUCGUACGACAUUACCCCUCAUAUUCGAUCCGGAUUGAAUGCCAUUCUCGUGCAGGCGUAUCCGACGGAUUACAUGGCGGAUUUUGGUCAGGGAUUUGCGGAUUGGAAUCCGUAUCCGCCGGAUAACGGGACUGGGGUUUGGAGGAAUGUGGAGAUUAAGCAUACGGGGAUGGUGUCGUUGGCUCCGUUGCGUGUUUUGACGGAUUAUAAUGGCACGGAUAUGGAGCAAGUUACGGUGUCGGUGAGGGCUGAUGUGACUAAUCGGGGAAAUGGGCCGGUGACCGGGGUGGUUCAGGGAGCGGUGCAAUCUGAAGAUGGGUCUAUACCUUUUUCCAGUCCCAUUAGUCUGCGCGGGGGCGAGAGCACGACUGUCUCCGUUUCUGUUGCCGUGAAGAAUCCUCGUAUCUGGUGGCCUGCUGGAUGGGGUCUGCAGCCCCUGUAUACUGUCCACGCCAACGUCACGAUCCAAGAUCAAGUUGCUGAUCGGGCAAACACCACUUUUGGGAUUCGCUCGGUGACAUCCGCGCUGAGUCGCGAGAGUGACAUUUCUUUUACAGUUAAUGGGUCUCCGUUUCGGGUUCGAGGUGCUGGCUAUGCACCGGAUAUCUUUCUCCGCUUCGAUGCGGAGCGUGUCCGCAAUAUUCUUCAGUAUGUCUUGGACAUGGGUCUCAACACGAUCCGUCUGGAGGGGAAACUAGAGCAGCCAGAGCUGUACGACCUCGCUGAUCGAAUGGGAGUGAUGGUGAUGGCAGGGUGGGAGUGUUGCGAUAAAUGGGAGGGUUGGGAGUACAAUGACGAGGCCGGUGGUAUCAAAUGGGAUGAUGCCGACUACAAGACAGCCGAGGCAUCUAUGCUCCAUGAAGCCGAACAGCUGCAGCCCCAUCCAUCAGUCCUCGCCUUUCUCGUCGGCUCCGACUACUGGCCCAACGACCGCGCCACGGCCAUCUACACCUCCGCUCUACGACGCAUGGACUGGCCGAACCCGAUUGUCUCCUCCGCCGCGCAACGCGGAUACCCGUCCAAACUUGGACCGUCAGGCAUGAAAAUGCUCGGUCCAUAUGACUGGGUGCCUCCAAACUACUGGUACGGAAGUCAGCGGGGAGCCGCCUUCGGAUUUGGAUCCGAGCAAGGAGCAGGCGUCGGCACGCCGGAGCUCAGCAGUCUGCGACGGUUUCUCCCUUCGCAAGAUCUCGAUGCGCUCUGGAAACGGCCCGACGCGGGUCUCUUCCACAUGUCGCGAUCCGACUCGCAGUUCUAUACCCGGUCGAUCUACAACGCUGCACUCACUGCACGAUACGGCGCGCCUUCAUCUUUGAGUGACUACCUAUGGAAAGCACAGAUAAUGGACUACGAGGCCACGCGUGCCGAAUUCGAAGCUUUCGCCGUCCGCCAGAGCGCCCCCCGCCCGGCCACAGGGGUCAUCUACUGGAUGUUAAACAGCGCAUGGCCUAAUCUCCACUGGCAGCUAUUCGACUACUAUCUGCAUCCAGCGGGGGCAUACUUUGGCGCCAAGGUGGGACUGCGGAUGGAGCAUGUCGUAUAUGAUCCGGAGAGCCAUGAAGUGCACCUAAUCAACCACUCGCUGGAUCAGCGGGGGAAGCGAGUAGUGACAAUCGAUCGGAUAGACCAACAGGGGCAGCAAAUCUCCACUGAAGAAGUCUCAACAGAUACACUUCCCAACACGUCUAAACCAAUCGCCCGUCUGAAGACCGUCCCUGAGAUGGGCUUCCUCCGUCUUAUCCUCCAAGAUCCAGACACAAAGACGACGCUCAGUCGCAAUGUGUACUGGCUCUCAGCCACUGAUAAACUCGACUGGGGAAAGUCGAACUGGUACACGACCCCGGUUACGGAGUAUGCGAAUUUCACUGGAUUGAGCAGUCUCGGUUCGGUAGAGCUGGUCACCACAGUGACAAUGCAAGAGAAAUCCAAAUCAGGGUUAACGAUUGAAGUUACGUUGGAGAAUCGAUCGAGAACACCGGCAUUCUUCGUGCAUCUGAUGCUCUUGGAUUCGGUAACGCAGGAUGAGGUGGUGCCGGUGUAUUGGACGGAUAAUUAUGUGACAGUAUUUGCGGAGGAGCGGGUACGAGUGACCGUGCAGGUCGCUGAGAUGAGUGCGUGGAAGGUCGUGAUGGUGGGUGGGAACGUGAAGAGGAGAGUCAUUGGGGAGGGGAAAUAG
Messenger RNA from Aspergillus ibericus CBS 121593, 2616 nucleotides. RefSeq names its product putative glycosyl hydrolase. Lineage: Eukaryota; Fungi; Ascomycota; Eurotiomycetes; Eurotiales; Aspergillaceae. Gene Ontology annotation, molecular function: hydrolase activity, hydrolyzing O-glycosyl compounds. The transcript is spliced from 2 exons. The record is from RefSeq and is a predicted model, not a curated record. Gene Ontology annotation, biological process: carbohydrate metabolic process. Bases 1 to 2616 code for a protein of 871 amino acids.